AUGGAAAGGGCCAACAGCAGCUCCUUGGAGAGCUUUAUUCUGAUGGGUGUAUCCGACCAUCCCCAGCUGGAGAUAAUCUUUUUUGUAGUCAUCCUCUUCUCCUACUUGCUGACCCUGGUUGGGAACUCAACCAUGAUCCUGCUUUCCAGCCUGGAUGCCCGACUCCACACACCCAUGUACUUCUUCCUCAGCAACCUCUCCUCCCUGGAUCUUGCUUUUACUACUAGCUCAGUCCCCCAAAUGCUGAUCAUCUUGUGGGGAUCAGACAAGACCAUCAGCUAUGGUGGCUGUGUGACCCAACUCAAUGUUUUCCUCUGGCUAGGGGCUACUGAGUGCAUCCUGCUGGUGGUGAUGGCAUUUGACUGCUAUGUCACGGUGUGCUGGCCCCUGUGCUACACCACCAUCAUGAACUCCCGGCUCUGCUGGCUGCUGGCUGCCAUUGCCUGGUUGGGCGGCUUGGGCAACUCUGUGGUCCAGUCAACAUUCACUCUGCAGCUCCCUUUGUGAGGGCACCAGAGGGUGGACAGCUUCCUGUGUGAGGUGCCCGCCAUGAUCAAACUAGCCCGUGGAGACACAAGUCUCAAUGAGGCUGUGCUCAACGGUGUCUGCGCCUUCUUCACCACUGUCCCAUUAAGCAUCAUCCUGAUCUCCUACUGCUACAUAACUCAGGCAGUGCUGAAGAUCCACUCGGCCAAGGGACAGAGAAAGACCUUUAACACAUGCCUCUCUUAUCUGGUGGUGGUGCUCCUCUUUUAUGGCUCAGCUAUCUAUGGGUAUCUGCUUCCACCUAAGACCAGCAACCAGGACAAAUUCAUUUCCCUCUUCUACUCUGUGGUCACACCCAUGCUGAACCCUCAUUAUACUCUGAGGAACAAGGAGGUGAAGGGGGCACUGAGGAGGCUGCUGGGGAAGUCAGCUGAAGGAAGGGAAAACUCUAUCAUAUACCACCUCUUCAUCUCUACAAGCUUGUUCUCAUUCUCUCUGGCCAGGUGA
Messenger RNA from Mesoplodon densirostris (Blainville's beaked whale), 993 nucleotides. RefSeq names its product olfactory receptor 2C1. Gene Ontology annotation, biological process: G protein-coupled receptor signaling pathway. The record is from RefSeq and is a predicted model, not a curated record. Lineage: Eukaryota; Metazoa; Chordata; Mammalia; Artiodactyla; Ziphiidae. Gene Ontology annotation, cellular component: membrane. Gene Ontology annotation, molecular function: olfactory receptor activity; G protein-coupled receptor activity.